This is a messenger RNA of Aspergillus costaricaensis CBS 115574, 1335 nucleotides long. Its product is annotated as MFS transporter. Gene Ontology annotation, biological process: transmembrane transport. NCBI's taxonomy places the organism in Eukaryota, Fungi, Ascomycota, Eurotiomycetes, Eurotiales, Aspergillaceae. Gene Ontology annotation, molecular function: transmembrane transporter activity. The record is from RefSeq and is a predicted model, not a curated record. The coding region runs from base 1 to 1335 and encodes 444 amino acids. The transcript is spliced from 2 exons.
AUGCUUCAGCUACUGUCACGGCGAUCCGUUUCUCGCACGGAUCCAUUAACAUGGAGCCAUGUACGCAAAGAGCUCCUCUUUGCUACAAUCAUCCUAGGUUCCUGUGCAACCGGCUCUCUGGGUCCUCUACUGGUGCCCGGCUUCGCGGUUGUCGCUGCUGAUCUCCAGGUCGACCUGACCAGCGUGACUCUACUGAACGGGAGCCUAGUCAUGGCCCUGGGAAUCAGUGCCUACGUUUGUUCUGCCUUCGCUCACUGCUUCGGCAGGCGCCCCGUAUACCUCUUUACCACCCUCUUGGCGCUCAUCUCCUGCUGCUGGGCUGAAGCAUCCAAGACUUACUCCUCGCUCAUUGCAUCCCGGGUCUUCCAAGGUCUGGGAAUGGGCAGCUUCUUCGCCCUCGCCGGCACAGCCUCGAUCAACGACGUCUUCGCGGUGCACGAGCGCGGCCGGCGCGUCGGCCUCUGGAACUUCGCUGUGAUCGUCUCGGUCAACCUCACCCCGGUGAUUAGCGGGUAUGUCAUUUCAGCACUCUCCUGGCGUUGGGCAUUUCGACUUGAAGCCAUCCUCUUCGGCGUUCUGUUUGUUGCCGUGCUCUUCUUCUUCCCGGAAACCACCUUCCACCGCGAUACCACGACCACAGAAACAACCAAGGUAGUUUCAGACAACUUAGAAGCAGAAAAGGCCCAAGCUGUCUCUCUCCAAUCCCCGAUAAUGGAGGUCGAGGAUGAGAGACACCCUUCCCUCCUACGCGCCCUCAUCGAGCCCUUCGGUCUGGUCCUCGACCCUAUCAUCUUCACCGCGCCUCCCUGGUCCAUGUCUACCGUCGCUGUUGGCAAUCUCACCGGCAUUGCGCCACUUAUCGGGUCCGCCCUCGGCACUGUGAUCGGUGGCUGGGCCUGCGACCUCAGCAGCAAGCUCAUGGCAUCCCGCAAUGGAGGCGUCUACGAGCCUGAGUAUAGACUGCUUGUCAUACUCCCGGCGACGAUGGCCAUGGCUGCAGGUUCCUUUGGGCUGGGCGCCGCAACGGCGCAGGGACUCUCCGCUGUCGUGUGCGGGCUGUUCAUGGGGAUUGUGAACUUUGCUGUGGGAAUGGGGUGUACGGGGAUUGUGGCGUAUACGAAUGAUGUUUUGGGGGAGCGGGCAGGGGAGGGAUUUGGGUUGGCGAUGGUGGCCAAGAGCGCGUUUGCGUUUGGACUCUCGUUUGUGUUCAAUGAUUUCGUGACGGAGAAGGGGGUGUUGGUUUUCUUCUCGACGUUUGGAGCUGUUAGUGUUGGGGUUAUGCUUACGACUUUACCAUUGUUCUUUUGGGGAAAGCGGUUGAGGCAGAGGAAGUGA